AUGGCUUUUGGCGAACUCCUGGAGCAAGUUGGUGGCAUGGGACGCUUCCAGCUCAUCCACACUCUGCUCCUCACCAUCCCUGUCUUGUUCAUGGCCAGCCACAACCUUCUCCAGAACUUCACUGCUGCUAUUCCAGGACAUCACUGCCAGGUUCGCGUCACCCCCAAUGGCAGUGAGUACCCCAAUACCACCCAUCUGCUAGGAACUGGCGAUCUUCUCAGAGUCAGCAUCCCUGUGGACAGCAAGCAGCGGCUGGAAAAAUGCCGGCGCUUCACCCAUGCUCAAUGGUAUCUUCUUGACACAAAUGCCACCACGGAGAGCCAGAUGGAAACGGACACCGAGCCAUGCACCGACGGAUGGGUCUACGACAGAACUCAGUUCGCAUCGACGGUCGUUACUGAGUGGGACCUGGUGUGCGACCGGCGGAAACUCCGGGAGAUGGCGCAGUCCGUGUACAUGGCGGGGGUGCUGAUCGGCGCGCUGGUCCUGGGCGGGCUGGCUGACAGAUUUGGCCGUAAAGCACUCACAAUCUGGUCCUUCCUCCAAAUGGCUGUGACGGGGAUAUGCACAGCUUUUUCACCCAAUUUUGUCUCCUACUGCGUCUUCCGCUUCUUGAAUGGCAUGGCACUCUCAGGAUUCGGCCUCAGCAUUGCCUGUUUGGUGGUGGAGUGGAUUCCCACCCAGUACCGGACGAUCACCAUCGCUGUCACUGGGUUGUCCUAUACGCUGGGACAAAUCCUCCUUGCUGGCUUGUCCUACUGCAUCCGUGACUGGCGUUGGCUACAGGUGGCCGUUUCAGCUCCCUACUUUCUCUUUCUCCUGUAUUCCUGGUGGUAUGCUGAAUCGGCUCGCUGGCUGAUCCAGUCAGGACAGGCCAGUAAGGCAGUUGGUGUUCUCCAGAGGGUUGCCAGGAUCAAUAAAAAGCAGGAAGCUGGAACAAGAAUCACCACGGAGGUUUUGCUUUCCAGCAUGGAAAAGGAACUUGCUUCGUGCAAAUCCACUUACACUAUUUCCGACUUGGUGCGCACCCCGACCAUCCGUCGCAUCUUCUGCUGCCUCUCCAUGGUGUGGUUCUCUGUCAGCUUCUCCUAUUACGGGCUGGUCAUGGACCUCCAGAAUUUUGGGGUCAGCAUCUAUGUCAUCCAGGUGAUCUUCGGAGCGGUGGAUUUGCCGGCCAAAUUGAUUGUCACCAUCUCCAUGAGCUACAUUGGGCGGAAGUUCAGCCUCACAGCCUUCCUCAUUUCCGCUGGCGUCAUCAUCAUCACCAACUUAUUUGUGCCCUUGGAGAUGCAGACGUUGCGCACAACGCUGGCUGUCAUUGGCAAAGGAUGUCUGUCGGCGGCUUUCAACUGUGUCUUCCUUUUCACAACAGAACUCUACCCAACCCCUGUCAGACAGACCGGGCUCGGUUUCGGCAGCACGAUGGCCCGAGUAGGGGGCAUGGUCUCUCCGCUGGCUAAAAUGUUGGAAGACUAUUACGCCUUCCUCCCUCCCAUUGUAUAUGGAGUGAUUCCCAUCUCAGCUGGAAUUAUUGCCUGCUUCCUGCCUGAGACUUUGAACGUCCCGUUGCCGGAUACAAUAGAAGACGUUGAGAACAGAUCAAAAAAGAAGAACGAGGAAGAAAUUGCACAAGAGAAAAUUCUGCUUCAGAGUCAGGAAAAGUUUUUGUUCAAAGAGACUUGCUGACUUCGCCUGCAGUUUGACUCUGGAAAUAAAGUUCUUGGAUCUGCAUUUACCAAAUGUGGAAAAUGUGACAUUUUUGGACAUUUUUCCAAGCACUUAAAAAAAAAUAGACGGUUGUUUUGGUUAUUUGUUGCCCUUUUCUCGUAUUCUACCUGGGCCCUGGAUCAAGUAUGGGUGGUCUGUGAGCUAAGCCACCCUCACUGGGAGGACUCAGUGCUGUAAUAAUAAUGAUGGGGAGUGCCUUCUGAACAUGUGCAGAGUAUAUUUCCAAAAAUCAACUCUUUAAUUGUCAGGGACUUCUCCUUUUAGACAGGAGCCCCAAGCUACCCGGUUUUUUUGUGCAGACCUAUAAUUCUUAGCAGUUUUUCUUGUUUUUUCAAACUGAAGUCACGAGUUUAGGAGUUUUUCCUGAUCUUCUUACCUGCCUGCAAUUAAAUGGUUUGUUUUUGCAAUGUUGAGGAUUGAGCUCAAGAGCAACUUCUAAUAACUCCAUGGAUACAACCAUGAAGGGUUUUUUUGGUAAACAAAUAGUUUGGUUAAUUGUCUUCUUCUUCUCUGUUUUUUUUUAAACUUCCCAGAUGGGUCCUCCUGGUGAUCUCCCAUCCAAGUAUUAACUGAGUCUGGCCCUGCUUAGUUUUUGCAAAACACAAAUGCCUUCAGUUGUCAAAAGGUGGUUAACUUUUCAGCUCUGGUUAAGUGCCAUAUCCGGUGAUGCCAGCCAUAAAAUAAACCUACACUUUUGCUAGUUUGCAAACAUAGCUUCUAGGCCACUAAGGGGGGAUGCCUUCCUCCAGCUCUCCACCAUCUCUCCAAGAUGGCAGUCAAUGGCUCAGAUAUGCCAAGAAGGCAUUGGUCACGUGCCUGCAUGGAAAUCUCCAUCUCCUCUGGCUAGCAGGGAAGUUAAUAAAUGGCAGAACUUGCUUUGUUGCCUGGGCUGGCAAAAUAAGUGGAAUAAAGUCCAUUUUUCCAAUCAC
Molecule: messenger RNA, 2657 nt
Organism: Candoia aspera
Lineage: Eukaryota; Metazoa; Chordata; Lepidosauria; Squamata; Candoiidae
Product: solute carrier family 22 member 6-A-like
Exons: 10
Coding region: 1-1686 (561 amino acids)
Biological process (GO): transmembrane transport
Cellular component (GO): membrane
Molecular function (GO): transmembrane transporter activity
Source: RefSeq, a predicted model, not a curated record